Messenger RNA from Symbiodinium sp. CCMP2456, 1515 nucleotides. The record is from the annotation of a GenBank genome assembly. NCBI's taxonomy places the organism in Eukaryota, Dinophyceae, Suessiales, Symbiodiniaceae.
AUGGUUUGGUGGAACCCUUUCAGCUAUUUCAAGAAGCGAAAAGCCCCGAAGCCCAAGCUCCAGCCCGAGUCUGAAAGGUCUUUGUUCGCGCUUGCAUCGGAUGACACCUCGGAAGGCACAUUUGCACGAGGACCAAAUCCAACUCAGGGAGACAGCGACGAGGAGUCUGAGGAGAGCGAAGGUCAGUCUGACUUGCAGCUGGAAACGUUGGUGGAGACUUGCUCCCCCACGUCCCAGAAGGAAGUACGCUCGUCUCCUGAGCCGCCAGCCCCGCCAACAUCCCGCGAGGAGGUCGAGGAGGCGAGGGCUGAGAUCGCCUAUGGCUCUGCAGCUGGCAUAGUCGAAACGGAGUCCGGAGGAGCUAGCCCAGCGGGCGGGAUGCUCUCACCGUCAGGUGACCAGAGCUCUGGUCCCUGGUGGAACAAGUUCGGCUUGUCUCCGAUGAAGGAGAAGAGUGAGGAGGCGCCAGCCUUCAAUCUCCAGACGAGUUCCGAGACGCGAUCGGGCGGAUCCGAGGCAAGGACCAAGGAGGCCGAGGCCGACUUUGGGCAUCUGGUCCGUAUGGCGGAGAGCCGACGGGCGAAGAGCGAUCCUCCGAAAUCGGAAGGCGGAGACUGGGAGGCUCCAGGUAGCGCUCCUGCUCCCCGGUUCCGUUCGACGGCCUGUUUGGUGAUGCCUCGGCCGGAUGACUACUUCUUGAAGAAGUCCAGCAAUGGGCCAGAAGCUCCCACUGCUCCCACCUCCGCCAGCCUAAAUGACUUAAUUUACCUGGACCCUGGUCACUUCAGAGAGAUUGCCGAGCGAGGAGAAGCGCGAGUUCAGAUGCCCGGCAAGAGCCGUGCAAAGCCUGACCAGGCAGGAGAGUCCGGAGUCCGGGCUGAUCGAAAAGCGCGCUUUGGGAAUGAACUGAACGGGGAAGGCGAAGAUGCCUGGAAGCCCCAACGAAUCUUGCCCCCAUUCCUCAAACGCUUCGUCUUCACGUCCAGAACUCCUGGCCUGUUGUGGGAACGUUGUCGCAGCUUCAAUAGCAUUCCUGCUCAUAGCAUUCCGGCAGGAGAUGUCUUCCGAGCGGCAGGAACGCCUCUGCUUACAGCUGAAGAGGAGAUGCAGUACCAGCGUGCCCUUUGGGUGAAUCGCCUCCUGAAGGAGCAGCUAGCCGCACAAACACAGGGACUCUCUUUGAAGGAGAUUGAGGAAGCGCAGACUCAAAUCCAAGCGAGGAUGCGGCAGGCCACAAGGCUACAGGCUUGGACGAGCUCUCAGGGUCCCGAUCCAGGUAGCGCCAGGACCAUCUAUGCCAAAUCACCGAGGAGAAGCCAGACACAGCAGGCGCGGCCACAGGUCGUCUCGUCCUGCGAAGUGAAUCGAAGGAGGGCGCAGCACCGCAUCAAGGAGGAGAAUUUGGGUAUCUUGCAGCGCAUCGAGAAUGUGAAAAGCAGCUUCACACCGCGAAUGCCAUCAAACCUGAUUCGCAAGAUCUCGCCGCGAAACAGGCUGUUGAACCAUGGCCAUUAA